Messenger RNA from Penaeus chinensis, 1281 nucleotides. RefSeq names its product glutamate receptor-like. Gene Ontology annotation, cellular component: membrane. The coding region runs from base 1 to 1224 and encodes 407 amino acids. The record is from RefSeq and is a predicted model, not a curated record. Lineage: Eukaryota; Metazoa; Arthropoda; Malacostraca; Decapoda; Penaeidae. Gene Ontology annotation, biological process: monoatomic ion transport. The transcript has 9 exons. Gene Ontology annotation, molecular function: glutamate-gated receptor activity.
AUGAGAGCAGGCAACAGGCGCGGAAAAAGCGAGCAGUCCCUGCUGUCGGGCGAGGGGGUCCAACAGAUGCACGAGACAGGGCCCGGAACCUUGAACUACACCCUGGUGCGGCCCCGCGACGGAGCCUGGGGCAUCCCCACUGAAGCGGGCGACUGGAACGGAAUGAUCGGGAUGGUCAAGCGAAACGAAGCUGACCUGGCCCUCGGCCCCUUCGGCCUGACCUACUCCAGGUCCCGCGUCGUGGACUUCUCUUCGCCCAUCCUUAUCGACUACUAUCGCAUCCUGACGAAAAGGCCGCGCUCCGAGCCCGACCCCAAGGGCUUCCUCACCCCUUUCAGGUGGCACGUGUGGAUCGGCUUAGUCUUGUCGGUUGGCGUAAUUGGGGUCGUGCUCUUUGGCGUCCGCAAAGCCGCCCACACCUUCUUCGGGGGCGAGGAGAUGAAUCCGUCCAAAAACGCAAGUCUGCCGCAGCAUUUGUGGGCAGUCUAUGGGGCGCUAAUCAGCCAGCCUUACACGUGGAUGAGUCGGUCGUGGAGCGGGCGCGUCGUCGUCGGCAUGUGGUGGCUGACAGCGCUCAUCAUCGCCCGCUCCUACUCCUCGGCCCUCACCUCCAUGCUGGCGGUGCGGACGGUGCCCGUCAAGUACAAUUACCUCAGGCAAGUCAUCGGCGACCCGGAUAUCCAUCUCAUUUUCGAGAAAGCGACGGCGUUGGUCGAACACAUGUCUACGGUCCAGGAAGGGGUGUACAAAGAUCUGGCGAACACGAUACAGCAAGACCGUGCGCACUUCCUCGCCUCGUCUAAACUCUACGACGCCGCCUAUACGGACGUAAGGAACAGACAGUACGCCCUGCUGGUGGAGGACACCACCUGCAGGAAGGUCUUCUCGGAUGACUUCACUAAAUACGGUCGCUGCGACUUCUACAUCGGCAAGGAGCGUUACUGGCCUCUCAUCUUCUGCUUGAUCGGACGAAAAGGAACGCCGAUUAUGCAGGCAAUCAACAGCAAGAUCGAGCGCCUCGUGUCCCACGACCUGUACUUCAAGUGGCUGGAGGACGAGCUGCCGAACGCCACAGCGUGCCUGAAGGCGAGCACCAAAAUAACGGUCAACGAAGCGUACGACCUCACCGGCCUUUGGGGCGUGUUUGUGCUGUUUUUGGGCGGCUUGAUAGUUGCUGCAUUGAUUCUAAUGACCGAAGUAUGUGUGGCUGUUGUGGCCGACUAGAUGUGAAACCUUAAAAUCUCGCCUCAUGCUCGCCACCAAGAGUGAAGACUUUGUCCA